Molecule: messenger RNA, 1773 nt
Organism: Fusarium keratoplasticum
Lineage: Eukaryota; Fungi; Ascomycota; Sordariomycetes; Hypocreales; Nectriaceae
Product: PepX-C domain-containing protein
Exons: 5
Coding region: 1-1773 (590 amino acids)
Molecular function (GO): dipeptidyl-peptidase activity
Source: RefSeq, a predicted model, not a curated record
AUGGCUGAAAACAAGUUCCUCGAGAUCGACAGGGACAACUUUCCCUAUGUCUUUAUGAAGAAUGUGGACAUUCCUCUCAAGACAUAUGAAAAGGGCACUCUUAGAGCGAAUGUCUUUUUACCCAAGGAUGCCGCUCCUUACGGAUCAAAGACUUAUCCUGUCAUUGCCACCUACGGUCCCUAUGGCAAGGAUGUUCCAUAUGGCUCCUUCUACAAGAAGAGCUGGGAACAGGUUAAUCCCGAGAUGAAAUCUGCCCACUCAGCUUGGGAGACCCCUGACCCUGCCUUCUGGACGAGCAAGGGCUACAUCGUCGUGAGAACCGAUGAGAGAGGCGCAGGCCAAAGUCCAGGUCUUCUCGACACCAUGUCUCGCGGCACCAGCGAAGCUUUCUUCGAUGUUGUGGAGUGGAGCGCUGAGCAAGAAUGGUCUUCUGGUAAGGUCGGACUUCUAGGAAUUAGUUACUACGCUGGUACUCAGUGGCGAGUUGCUGCUCGAAAACCGAAGGGAUUGGCUGCCAUCAUACCUUGGGAGGGCAUGAGUGAUUACUAUCGUGACAGAGUCCGCCAUGGUGGCAUCCUAUCUGAUAGAUUUAUCAAGUUCUGGUGGAACAACGGUGUUAGCCCAAACCAGUAUGGGAAGCCUGGUCGUGCAGCUCGGAAAUGGGGUCAAGAUACUCUGGAAGGUGACCUCGAUGAGGAAACACUUCUUAAGAACCGCAGAGAUCAAACCAUAGAUACGGCAGUUCAUAAGUUCCGCGACGAGGAAUACUAUCGCACGCGGGACUUCGACAUGGAGGCGAUCGAAACUCCCCUCCUCAGUGUGGCCAACUGGGGUGGAAUUCUACUGCAUCUACGAGGAAACGUCCUCGGCUGGAUGCGCGCCAGCUCUAAGUACAAGUUCCUCCACUUCAUUGUCGGAAGACACGACCUCCCCUUCUACUAUCCUGAGUCAGCUGAGCUUCAACUCUCCUUCUUCAACUCGUUCCUUAAGGGUAACGACGAAGAUGGUUGGAAGACAGGGAAGCAGCCGAGAGUUCGUCUGUGUCUGCGCAAGGGAGAGGCUGGCGUCGAUGACCCAGAGCGUGAGAGGAAUUUCCCCAGCAGAGACGAGGCAGACUGGCCCUUGCCUGGAACUGAGUAUACCAAGUUCUUCUUGACGCCGGAGAAUACGCUCAGCAAGUCGCCAUCAGCCAAGUCUGGAUCCAUCCAAUAUGAUGCACUGAAGGGCGAACCUAUCACUUUCAAGUACACCACCCAGUCCAGUCUGGAGAUUACCGGCCACAUAGUCGCCCACCUCACUGUGUCGGCAUCGCGCAAGUCACCAGACUCUCCUCCACCACCCGACAUCGACCUUUUCGUCACCCUUCGCAAGCUAAACAAGGAAGGCAACGAGGUGUUUUACACGGGCACAAUGGGAGACCCCGUCCCCAUCGUCAAGGGUUGGCUCCGCGUUUCUCUCCGCAAAGUGGAUACAGAAAACGAGUUCCACAGGAGUUUCCUGCCUUAUCGCAACUACUACGAAAGCGAGGUCCAACCUGUAGAGGAGAACCAAAAGUACGAAGUCGAUGUUGAAGUUUGGCCGACAAACGUUGUCUUGGAACCUGGAGAGACUCUUGUUCUGGAGAUUGCGGGCCACGAUACUCAGGGUGUGGGCAAUUUCUCCCACGAUCACGAGGAUGACAGGAGUCCCAGAGUCUUUGAUGGGCUGAAUAAUGUGCAUGUUGGUGGAGAAGCGAGUUGGUUGACCCUCCCGGUUAUCAACGGCAGUACAUAG